This is a messenger RNA of Knipowitschia caucasica, 780 nucleotides long. The record is from the annotation of a GenBank genome assembly. Lineage: Eukaryota; Metazoa; Chordata; Actinopteri; Gobiiformes; Gobiidae.
AUGGAAACGCAGCACACGCACGGACUUUGCCACACCUGCAGAAGAGCGGAGAGCCAUAGAUUGAGGGUCAAGAAGAUGUCUUCAUCCAGUCGCGCGCUGCUGUUUGCGUUGGCCCUGACGCUGUACGUAGUGGAAAUGGCCUCUGCCGAGACGCUGUGUGGGGGAGAGCUGGUGGAUGCGCUGCAGUUCGUCUGUGAAGAUAGGGGCUUCUAUUUCAGUCGGCCCACGAGUAGGUUUAAUAACCGGCGCGGGCAGAACCGGGGGAUCGUAGAGGAGUGCUGUUUCCGUAGCUGUGAUCUGGCCCUGCUGGAGCAGUACUGUGCCAAACCAGCCAAGUCGGAGAGGGAUGUGUCCGCCACGUCUCUAGUCAUCCCCAUGAUGCCAUCACUAAAACAGGAAGUCCCAAGGAAGCAGCAUGUGACCACCAAGUAUUCCAAAUACGAGGUGUGGCAGAGGAAGGCGGCCCAGCGGCUCCGGAGAGGAGUCCCCGGGAUCCUGCGGGCCCGGAAGUUUCGGAGGCAGGCGGAGAAGAUCAAGGCCCAGGAGCAGAUCGUCUUCCACAGGCCUCUGAUCAGCCUGCCCAGCAAACUGCCUCCUGUCUCGCUCACCACGGACCACUAUUCCUCUUUGACCUCCCCUGCCCUGUCCGAGCCCACCAUCCCUCCCCCUGUUCUCAUCCAAUACUGUUUCUACUGCGACCCCCCCAGAGAGACCCCCCACCCCAAUGCACAGACUCCACAUUCUUUCUGUCUCAACUCUUUUGGCUCCCCCUCUCUUUAG